AGACUGUUGAGUUUUGUUUUCCAGGGAAUAUCCGGGUGUGAGGGCGCUGCAUAGCUUGCAACUGAGAAGGAAUGAACGCUACAGUAUAUUUCGGACACAAUUUGGUUCUUCAGUCUUCAAAAACGCGUGGUCAGUUGCUUUGAAUUCAGCAAGAAGGAAGAGAAGUGGGUGUUUGUACAGGGCCUACAACAACAACAACAACAACUCAACUGCAACAACAAUGGGUAUUAAUAAGAAGGCUGUUGCUGGUGUUGUGGGUGUAGUGGGUGUCGCAGCUGGAGCAGUUGGAGCUGUUGCCGUGGCGCCUUUCGUUCUGACAGCCGCGGGUUUCACAGGGGCUGGCAUCGCAGCAGGCUCUUUCGCCGCCAGCAUGAUGUCAGCGGCUGCUAUUGCUAACGGAGGUGGAGUUGCAGCCGGGAGCUUAGUGGCUCUCCUCCAGUCAGCAGGAGCGAUUGGAUUGUCUGCGGGAGGUACAGCUGCCGUGGCAACGGCAGGGGGUGCUGUGGGCGGAGCCCUGGCAGGUGCGGGCGCAUGGAUGCAGGGAGUGUUUGGAAAGAAGAAAAAAGCUCUCAACGCUGCCCCAAUGCCUCCCAACAGUAAGAAGCACCCCAAGAAUCAUGCCAAAGAGGGCUCCAUAGACACCACUGAUGAUGAGUCUGAAGAUGAACUGGAGAUUAAUAUUAACCUCUGUGAUAAAGUGGAGAAGGCAUCAGUGACAACCAAUCAUGAGUGGCCAUAAUUUAUUGCAUUAUUAUGUCUUUUGAUAUUCAAAAUCUGUUUAAAAAUAACUACAAUGUCUGAGCACUAUUGAGUGGGAUUGUUACUGGGUAUCUAUGAUUUGUUUGGAUAUUUUAGUAUAACAAGAAGAACAUGUUUAAUGAGUUUAAUGAGGCUUUAAUGAGCAGUGGGCUUUUCAUCCUCCAUCAAAUUGACCAGAACUGAACUGGUGAUGGUAGCUUAGUAAAUGUUAUGCAAAAUACACCCUCUUGUUCAUUAUUGGCUCUGAUUAAUAACUAUGCAAUGAUAUUUUUUUUUUAUCACUUGAGAUGUAUGAUAUGUUGCAAACAUGGAAAGAGGGCUUCUGGUGUUUUCUGUUUGUUUAUUUUGGUCAGAUGGGAGAUUGAAAUUCUCAUGAAUAAAAUUCGUUAUAGUUUUAGAUCUCA
Messenger RNA from Alosa sapidissima (American shad), 1163 nucleotides. RefSeq names its product interferon alpha-inducible protein 27-like protein 2. The transcript has 5 exons. Gene Ontology annotation, biological process: apoptotic signaling pathway. Gene Ontology annotation, cellular component: mitochondrion; membrane. NCBI's taxonomy places the organism in Eukaryota, Metazoa, Chordata, Actinopteri, Clupeiformes, Clupeidae. The record is from RefSeq and is a predicted model, not a curated record. The coding region runs from base 221 to 739 and encodes 172 amino acids.